Messenger RNA from Coregonus sp. 'balchen', 8672 nucleotides. Lineage: Eukaryota; Metazoa; Chordata; Actinopteri; Salmoniformes; Salmonidae. The record is from the annotation of a GenBank genome assembly.
GUACUUAACAGAUCUGUGGAACUGUAAACGCAACGCAAAAACAAGCCCAGAAGUUCAGAAACUCAAAUCAAAAGUCACACUACGAGGUUAUAUCUAUUGAAAGUAUGCUGUCUCUUUUGAAAACGAGUCGAAUUGGCAUUCGGGGAACGUUAUGGCGGUCAUGUAUAAGAAAUACCUAUAACUUUUCAGAAUUUUUAGCAGUGUGCAACAAGACACACGACAGGCGACGUCCAUGUAUCACCCCUGCACGACUUUGCUCAGGAAAGCGCUACAACGUUCCCCCGAGCGCCGAAUUUGUAGCGAGGGUCUCUGGAAUUGCUACAAUGGGCAAGUUACCUUACCAAGAGACCGCAGAUGGACUUGAUGCAGCAUUUGUUGGUGUUCCAAUCGAUACUGGUACUUCCAACCGACCUGGGACAAGGUAGCCUACUUCUGCAAAGCCUGAUCUAUGCAAAUACUGUGCGGUACAAUAUUGUACUCGUACGAGCAUAGCAGGCUAUACUUUGUAAGCAUUUGCAGAAUAAUUUAUUUGAAAUCCAUUUCGCACAUUUGCAGUAGAUGUUCAUUUUUACCUUUUAUAUUCUAUAAAUUGAGUCAUAUUUGUAGUAUAAUGUACACAUUUAAUUUAUGAAUUAAAUCUAGUGAUUGUUCAGUUGAGAGAAUGUGUCAAACUAAUUCUGCUUGUUACAACCAAUGUUAUUUAAAAGUAGGACAAUGCAUGGUCCUUUACAGAUUUGGCCCCCGUCAGAUCAGAGCAGAGUCGGCCAUGUUGAGGGCCUACAACAGUGGCACCCGGGCAGCCCCCUAUGAGUCUCUGAUGGUGGCUGAUAUUGGGGACGUCAACGUCAAUGUGUAUGACCUAAAGGACACCUGCAGACGAAUCCGGGAGGCCUACCGUACAAUCCUGGCCACGGGCUGUAUCCCCCUUACUAUGGGUGAGGAGGAGGACCACUUUCUGCACUAUGCAAUCUGAGAUGUGAGGAAAGUGAUUUUGGACAUUAUAGCAAAGGCCUACUAACUACAGUUCAGCAGUGAUCGCUAUUCCUUUCAGAUGUGCCUCAAAACAACACCUGCUUCUUCUUCUCUCCUCGUCACACAUUUAGGCUAAUGUUGAAUGAUUAAUCUUUGCCCUGCUUAUGAACCUUCCUGACAAUUUUUAUACAAAGGUUACUGUUACAAGGUUUUGGCAUGACACACUAAAGUUCUAUUUGGUGUAUGUUUAACUGGAUAGGCUACAUUUUAUUCGGUCUUUUAACAGGUGGUGAUCACACCAUAGCAUACCCUAUUCUCCAAGCAGUUGCUGAGAAGUAAGUGAUGUACCAGUAGGCCUACAUUUGUCAAAUGCUAGAAUAACGAAUACUUUCAGUGGCAGUUUCCUGGACAGAUUAAAGGACAGGUUCGCUUAAAAAAAAAAAAAAAACUAUAGUUUUGAUGUAGAUGGCAUGUUAUAGAAUUGUCCAGAUACUUUUUUUGCGAUUUCACUUGGUUUUGAGAAAUGUACCCCACAAUGCUCGUUCCUCAUGCUCGUUCUGCACUAUCGGUGUGCGAGCAUGCAAGUGUUUUCUAGUCCCCAUUGUGCUGAUAGAAAGUACGUGCAUGGUCGCACACGGAAUACUAUCGCUCAAGUCCAACAUAAUGGAAUGUACAUUUGCUCAAUGACACAAUUUGUACAACAUCUAAAGACCUGCAUCGCUAUACUGAGAGCUUUUCCGUUUCUAAAAUGACAUAUUUGGGUGUUUCUGGAGCCUUUGUUCAUGUUUCGUCACUGCCCCGAUACUGCAGAAUUAAGCUGAGGUAGUCUAUCGCUGGUAGGGUAAUUUUCUCAAAACCAAGUGAAAUGGCAAUAAGAGUGUCUGGACACUUCAAUAACAUGCCAUGUAAACAUAAAAAAUUGUGAUUUGGUUAAAACAAAAACAAACUUGUCCUUUAGUCCUAGACUAAAAAGCACUUUCAAUGGAGAAUCUCUGUUCAGCACAAUUUUUGGCACAGGACUAGGCUGAAUCGAUGUCCGUGAAACAGUACAUUUGUGUCCUGUGUUUGUCAGACACGGCCCUGUGGGUCUUAUCCAUGUGGAUGCUCAUGCCGACACAAGUGACGUGGUCCUGGGGGAGAAGAUUGGCCACGGGACGCCCUUCAGGCGCUGUGUGGAGGAGGGCCUGCUGGACUGCAAGAGGGUUGUCCAGAUAGGCCUGCGUGGGACAGGCUACUCACCUGAUGCCUAUGAGUGGAGCCGAGCACAGGUACUCACUUCACUGUGUGUAGAGGUUGUCCUCGCGUAGGGCGACACAAACAUUCACAAAAGUAAAAAAUAGGUCAAAUAAGAAACAUUAUAUAUUAUUAAUUUAUCUCUCAAUGGCGCUGAUUCCGACCUGAGUUAAGUGCGCGUAAAUGGAAAGUUUUUCUCUUUUUAUGCACUUGGUUCUCUGUGUAUUCUGACCUUGAGUUGAAGGUGUGGCAAGGGUGUGUCUACAGAUACACCGUAUUCUGACCUUGACUUAAUUCCCUAAUAAUUCCACCACCUUUACAUGCGAGGAAACCAUAAAUAAGGUCUAGCGAACCUACAAGUUCCAAGUGGAAAAAGCAAUCUACUUUUUUUAAAUCUAUAGAAAUAACAUUAUUCUCCAUGCACUGUAAUUUACAAUUUGAUAAGAGCUAUUGAUAAGAGCAAUUGGUAAGAGCUAGGUAAAUGAGUAAUCAUUUUGGAUAAGGGAAUUGUAAAUAUAAAUGACACUUGUUUUAGAUAUAUUUUACCUUAGAAUCACUGGAGACAAAUGUGAAACCAGUCUUAUGGCAGCAAACUGAAGCAUAUCAACAUCAACUUUCCCACAGUAAAGUUUAUGAAAUGCUGUUGUGAUGAGGUGGUGUGGAAGGAGUCAGGCGCAGGAGGGUAAAUCACAGAAACACAGGCUUUAAUCUGCAAAAAUACAGGUUUACGCAGAAAUGUGUCAAACACACUCCAGGGCACAAAACAGGCGCACUGGACAAUACAAGGUACACGGGAAAUCUCCCGUCGAUACAAAAUACACGCGCUCCACCGAGCUUCACUAACUUCCACAAAUAACAAUCACCCACACAGACAAAGAAGCAGAGGGAACACUUAUACAAUGACUAAUGAUGGAAUAAGGACCAGGUGUGUGUGAUUGAAGACAAGACGAAUGGCGUGAUGAUAAAUGGAUCGGCAGUAGCUAGUAAGCCAGUGACGCCGAACGCCGAAACCUGCCCGAACAAGGAGGGGAGGCAGCCUCAGCGGAAGUUGUGACAGUACCCCCCGACGCGCGGCUCCAGCAUCGCGCUGACCCCGGCCUCGGGGACGGCAAGGAGGAUGCGGAGCAGGGCGAUCCGGAUGGCGACGGUGGAAAUCCCGUAACAUGGAGGGAUCGAGGAUAUCCCUCACCCGGACCCAGCACCGUUCCUCCGGACCGUACCUCUCCCACUCCACGAGGUACUGAAGGCCCCCCACCCGACGCCUCGAAUCCAGGAUGGAACGGACAGAGUACGCCGGGGCUCCCUCGAUGUCCAGAGGAGGUGGAGGGACCUCCCGCACCUCAGACUCCUGGAGCGGGCCAGGUUCCACCGGCCUGAGGUGAGACAUAUGAAACGAGGGGUUAAUACGGUAAUAAGGGGAAGUAAUAUCCUAUAAGUGACCUCGUUGACUCUCCUCAGGACUUUGAACGGCCCCACAAACCGCGGGCUCAGCUUCCGGCAGGGCAGGCGGAGGGGCAGAUUCCGGGUCGAGAGCCAGACCCAGUCCCCCGGUACAAAGACGGGGGCCUCACUGCGGUGGCGGUCAGCGGUGGCCUUCUGACGGCGCAUUGGAGGUGAACGUGGGCAGCAUUUUACCCGUUCCACCUGCCCAUUACUCUCGGGGUGGAACCCAGAGGUCAGACUGACCGAGACCCCCAGACGUUCCAUGAACGCCUUCCAGACCUUGGACGUGAACUGGGGACCUCGGUCAGACACUAUAUCCUCUGGUACCCCGUAGUGCCGGAAGACGUGUGUAAACAGGGCCGUGGGGAGACCGGGCAGAGGAAGGAGGCGGCAGGACUUGGAGAAGCGGUCCACAACGACCAGGAUGGUGGUGUUACCUUGGGAGAGGGGAAGAUCAGUCAGAAAAUCAAUACUAAGAUGAGACCAUGGUCGUUGUGGAACUGAUAAUGGUUGUAGCUUACCCGCUGGGAGGUGCCUAAGUGCCUUACUCUGGGCGCACACCGAGCAGGAGGAGACGUACACCCUCACGUCCUUAGCCAAGGUAGGCCACCAGUACUUUCCGCUCAAGGAGCAUACUGUACGGCCGAUACCUGGGUGACCAGAGGAGGGUGACAUGUGUGCCCAGAAGAUUAGACGAUCACGGAUAAGAGCAGGUACGUACCGCAGCCCAGCUGGACACUGAGGUGGAGAUGGAUGUGUGUGUAAUGCCUGCUCGCUGCCCGGAUGUACUCCAGGUUACGGUGGUCCGUCCAGACGAGGAAAGGGUGUUUCGCCCCUUCGAGCCAAUGCCUCCACACGGUCAAGGCUCGGACAACAGCCAACAGCUCCCAAUCACCAACGUCGUAGUUCUGCUCCGCUGGGCUGAGCUUCUAAGAGAGCGUUGGGACAGGACUGCCCCUAUCCCUACCUCGGACGCAUCCACCUCCACUACGAACGGAAGUGAUGGAUCGGGGUGAGCCAGUACCGGGGCUGAGGUAAACAGACCCCUCAGUUUCCUGAAGGCCAGGUCAGACUCAGCAGACCAGCGGAGCCGGGACGGCCCACCCUUCAACAGAGAUGUAAUGGGAGCUGCGACCUAGCGCCUUACACUGGGGAACUACCAUGUGAAAGUAGAUAGGUAGGGUACAGUGCGCAACAGAGGGCUCUGAACAAGUGUGGGUGUUCGAUACCUGGGGUGAUGCGUGAGUGCCCUGCCUGCCGCCUCCAGGCCCAAAAGAACGUUGACUAUGACGUGUGAUGUACUGUCCCUUCGUGCCACCAGAGUGGCACUGUCGCUGUCCUCCUCCGCUCUCUCGGCUGGCGGUUCCACCCAGCUCCAUCCGCUCGGGAUCCGAGUCCUCCGGGGUGGAAACGGGCAGACCCCUACCAGGACGUCCUCUGGCUGCCAGCAGGUUGUCCAACCAAAUGGCCAUGUCCACCAAUUUAUUGAAGGACAACAUGGUGUCCCGGCAGGCUAGCUCCUGUCGGACGUCCUCCCGCAGAUGGCACCAGAAUUGGUCGAUCAGGGCCCGCUCGUUCCACCCGGACCCCACUGCCAGCGUCCGAAACUCCAAGGCGAAGUCCUGCGCGGUCCUCGUCCCCUGCCUCAGGUGGACCAGUCGCUCACCCGCCUCUCGACCCUUGGGCGGGUGAUCGAAAACCACCCGAAAGAGGCGAGCGAACUCCCUGUAGUCCUCCAACGCGGCUCCUCCUUCGUUCCACACUGCGUUGGACCACUCCAGGGCUUUCCCACAGAGGCAGGAAACGAGGACGGACACCUUCUCCCGCUCCGAUGGUUCCGGCCUGAUGCUGGCGAAGUAAAGCUCCAAUUGGAGGAGGAAUCCCUGGCACAGCGCUGCCGUCCCAUCAAAAGCCCGUGGUCGGGAUAUCUGGAUCCCUCCGGGUGCUGGGGUGUAGGUGGCUGGAUCCGGUUGGCCAGCUGGUCUUGACAGAUCGGGUUCUCUCCUCUCCAGGCGUUGGACUACCUGGACUCGCUUCCCCCAAGCUGGCCAGCAUCGUGGAAUGCUCCUGGACCCUUGCCACGACUCCAGGCAUGCGCUCAUCUCCCGCUGACUCCAUAGCGGGUGGGUGAUUCUGUGAUGAGGUGGUGUGGAAGAAGUCAGGCGCAGGAGGGUAAAUCACAGAAACACAGGCUUUAAUCCGCAAAAAUACAGGUUUACGCAGAAAUGCGUCAAACACACUCCAGGGCACAAAACAGGCGCACUUGAAAAUUCAAGGCACACAGGAAAUCUCCCGUCGAUACAAAAUACACGGGCUCCACCGAGCUUCACUAACCUCCACAAAUAACAAUCACCCACACAGACAAGGAAGCAGAGGGAACACUUAUACAAUGACUAAUGAGGGAAUAAGGACCAGGUGUGUGUGAUUGAAGACAAGACAAAUGGCGUGAUGAUAAAUGGAUCGGCAGUAGCUAGUAAGCCAGUGACGCCGAACACUGAAACCUGCCCGAACAAGGAGGGGAGGCAGCCUCAGCGGAAGUUGUGACAGUACCCCCCGACGCGCGGCUCCAGCAUCGCGCUGACCCCGGCCUCGGGGACGGCAAGGAGGAUGCGGAGCAGGGCGAUCCGGAUGGAAUAAAGACCAGGUGUGUGUGAUUGAAGACAAGACAAAUGGAGUGAUGAUAAAUAGCGGUCAAACAGGGAAAUGGUUAAAAUCGUUUUUCCACCAUUAAUUUGUCCCAUAGAGGAUUUUAGAAACACUUCAAAUAAGGGCUGUGUUUCGUGUAGGCUUACCCUGGCGUGAUAUUUUGGUAACCGUGUAAAUCUCUCUAGGACAAGGUGACUUUUAUCAAUAUAUUCGCCUGUAUUUACCCCCCCCCAAAAUGAAACGCUAAUUAGCUGCUAAUGUGGCUAUCAUAAAGAAUGACAAAUGCCAUGAUGAUCUGGACAAGACUGCCGAAUUGAGGCAAAGGUAAAAAUCUCUGGAUUAACUAUCUAAUGUUUGCAACAUUUUGUAAUUAAUACAUUGGCUACAUUUCUUUCAAUGGACAAUGCUGUGAACUGUCUUGUGCAAGUUUUAAAUUGACACAAUACCUGUUAGCAAAGAUGUCAGCUAGCGAUGACGUGCAGGAGCUUGCAGGGAUUUGUAGUCUUGCAUGACAUCUACUUUGAUGCCGUUUAGCAUUUUUGAAUCUGAGAGUAAAUAGAGCCGCAUAUAUUGAUAAAAGUCACCUUGCCAAGAGAGAUUUAUAUGGUUAUCAAAACGUCACACCAGGGUAAGCCUACACAAAACACAGGCCGUAUUUUAAGUGUUUCUAAAAAUCCCCUAUGGAAAAAAUGAAUGGUGGAAAAACGAUUAGAACCAUUUCCCUAUUUGGCAGCUAGGUUUUAUCGGUAUUAUGACACCUCCACUGUGGGGCUCAAUAAGUAACAGUUGAUAAUAUAAAACAUAAAUUUAAAAAAGACAUGUAGACUAAUUAAACCCGUUCUCUCAAUGUGUUCUAGUCUGUCGACAAAAUUCUAAUUAAAGGUACACCGUAUUUAAAGGGAUGGCUUAAGAUAAAUGUACUGAAAACACUAUUGAAUGAAAACCACAAGAAAAUCUGUUCGCCAGCAAGUGGGAGGGUUUUCAGUGGUUGAAUUAUAUUUAUUCAGUGUGCAAGGGAACCACGCCUGCACCUUCAUAAGGUAAGUCUGAAUACCAACUACUGAGAAGUGCGUAGGAAAGGCAUACAUUCCUAAGUGGGAAUCGUGCCCUAAGUGUGUAUGUGUUCUCUCUGUGUGUGUGCUCUGUAGGGAUUCCGUGUAGUUCAGGUGGAGGAGUGUUGGUUCAAGUCCCUGGCUCCUCUCAUGGCUGUGGUUAGGACUCAGAUGGGGACGGGUCCAGUCUACCUCAGCUUUGAUAUCGAUGCUUUAGACCCAGCCUUCGCCCCUGGUACAGGCACACCAGAGAUAGCAGGUCUCACACCGAUACAAGUAAGGAAAUACCUUUGUUUUUGUCGUUUUACAGACAUUUGGUAGAAUAUUUAGUUGUUACUGUGUUAUAAUACAGAUAUUAGAUGGAGGCAGCUGCUGACAGAGAGGGCAGUGUUAUGUUUUCCUCUUUGUGUGUGUGACACCCAGGGACUAGAAAUCAUCCGGGGCUGCCGUGGCCUAAACCUGGUGGGGUGUGAUUUAGUGGAGGUGUCUCCACCCUAUGACACCACAGGUACUGUACUUAGCACUCUUGUGUCACAUUGAAUAAUCUGUUUUACUUUUAGCAUCAUUUCAACAACAAAAAAAUUAUGUUUUUGCAGGCAAUACAGCACUGACUGCCGCCAACCUGCUCUUUGAAAUGAUGUGUGUCCUUCCAAAGACAAAAUAUUAUGACUAAUUAUGUGAUGUGGUUAUGCACAUUCUUAAUCGAAAGGAUAGCACUUAUACUGAACUUAUUCAACAUGUAAUCAAAGGUUAAUCACCCGGUGUGACCAUAUCACACCAAACAAGGACUGAUAAAACAGAAAAAUACAAAUUAAUAGAAUGUCUCUGUAACAUAUGAACAUAAAGCCUUUAUUACACACAGCAAGGGGAUAUGCACUGCAGCAGAACCUCUAAGACAUCUGCAAAUCAGAUUAAUUUAUUUUGUAGACAUUGUACCAGGGUUAUUAGUAUAGUAAUUUUGUAACAAAAACAUGUUUAUAAUCGAAUAAACAACAGUAUUGAUGAAUGUUAUGACCACAUUAUUAUAAUAAAUGCAUGUAAAAACAACUCAUUUUAUAUAUACUGUAUUACAGUAUGAUGUUAAUAUAUGUACAGAUAACAAGGUAGAAUAUGUACAGCAUUUACAUUUCCAAAUAUAACUACAUUAUUGUCUUGACGACAAUAUUAGAGUUUAAUGCUUAUAAAUUGGGUUAAGCACAAUUAAGUUGUUUUUUUACUUUGCAUUUGCUCUGCCCUUAUCUAUUCCAAAAUAGAUGUCACAUGAAAUGUUGUCUGUUCUCCAACAUGCACUAUAUCAUUGCUAUAUACAUUUUAGUCAUUUAGCAG